CCAACACUAACAGUGUUGGGAGAUAUUAGGAAGCUGCUAAACAUGGCCAGUCUCCUCAUCCCCAAUUCACUUUCUUCUCCAACUCUGUCUCUUCCUACCACACCCUCAUCCUCAUGUGCAUACUUCAGGCCUUCGCGCAUGCCAUUCUAUCAGGGUCUCGGCUCUCGUUUCUCCCCUAGAAACAGAGGCCUCACGGUGGUGACACGUGCAGGGCCCAGCACUAGCAGCUAUGUCUUCGCUUUCGUCCUCCCUCUCUCCCUCCUCGCUAUCACUGUCUUUACUUCACUUCGAGUCGCCGAUAGACUUGACCAAAAGUUUCUUGAAGAGCUUAUAAUUAAUGAAGCAAUGAGGGAAGAGGACGAAGAGGAUGAUGAAGAGGGCAGAGAUGAUGGCAGUGACAGCAAAGAAGAUGAAGUGAAAAUAUUUGUGGAGAAGGUACAGGAACCCGUGCUUCCGCGCACUCGAAAUCGUCCUAAAAGGGAAGCUUAAGCCUAAUCUGUACAUCUCUUUCCUGGAGUCCUAAUUCAUAGCUUCAAAUUCAUUGAGUUUCUUGUUUCAGUUUUAGUACUUUGUUAAUGUAAAAAUAUGGAUUUUGUUCUAGUUACAUAUCAAUCUGGAAGGUCUUGUAUAUUUA
Messenger RNA from Pistacia vera, 634 nucleotides. RefSeq lists its product as uncharacterized. NCBI's taxonomy places the organism in Eukaryota, Viridiplantae, Streptophyta, Magnoliopsida, Sapindales, Anacardiaceae. The record is from RefSeq and is a predicted model, not a curated record. The transcript has 2 exons. The coding region runs from base 43 to 489 and encodes 148 amino acids.